Molecule: messenger RNA, 1024 nt
Organism: Lycium ferocissimum
Lineage: Eukaryota; Viridiplantae; Streptophyta; Magnoliopsida; Solanales; Solanaceae
Product: RING-H2 finger protein ATL2
Exons: 1
Coding region: 430-948 (172 amino acids)
Source: RefSeq, a predicted model, not a curated record
AGUAGCAUAAAACGUGAUAGUUCAUGUGUGCUUUUGACUAUUAUUUCUAAAAUAAUAUUUAAAAUUAUUCUAAAAUAAUUUCUUCAGUUGUUCCUAUUUUGAGAUCCAUAUGAAUGGCAGAAUAUUUAAUUUUUUUUAUUUUUUUUUUUAGUUUAGAAAAUUCUUACUUUCCUUCUAGUUUAGGAUCUUUAUGAGUGACAAAAUAUUUAUAAUACUUUUUAGUUUAGAAAUAUCUUCAUUUUCUUUUUAAUUUAGGCUCUUUUUUAUUUUCUCUGACAUUCAAAAUCGAGGCCUCUAAAACUCGACCACCUUGUUAUAGCACCUUACACUAUACCCCAAGAACAGUAAGGAAACUUCCUCUUCCAUUGUUUUUUUCUGCAAAACUUUCUUCAUCUUCAACUCCCAAUUACUACUACAGUAAUAACAAUCAUGGACGAGGACGAGUACUCAUCAUCUACACUACCAACUUGUUGUGACCCUCCACACUAUGCUUUCUCUGGCAAACUCAUGUUUAUCUCUGUCCUCAUUUUCUUCAUCGUUUGUCUUCUUAUUGCUUUCUUCCACCUUUACAUUAACCGUUUUCGCCACCGGCGUAACCACCACCGGAAUCUUGAUUUACCGGUGAAGGUUCCGGUUUCUCAAGGGCUUGAUCCUUCGGUGAUAAAAGCACUACCCGUAUUUGUUUACAAGGUGGAAUGUUACCAGUCUUUGGUUGAGUGUCCUGUGUGUUUGGAGGGAUUUGAAGAUGGAGAAAAGGGUCGGGUUUUACCUAAGUGUAGUCAUUGUUUUCAUUGUGAGUGUAUUGAUAUGUGGUUUCAGUCUCAUGAUAGCUGUCCAGUUUGUCGAGCUCCAGUUCAACCGUUGGUGAAACUGAAUGAAGUGAAGGAAAAUUCAAGUGAAUUAGGAAGAGAAGGUGAAGUUGUAAUAAUGGUUCAUGAUAGUAAUUAGUAAUAGCUAGCUAUGUAAAUUGUGAUUUAUUAGUCUUAAUUGAUGAGUUUGAUCUUUUAUUUGUCUGUUGAACUUA